Molecule: messenger RNA, 306 nt
Organism: Didymosphaeria variabile
Lineage: Eukaryota; Fungi; Ascomycota; Dothideomycetes; Pleosporales; Didymosphaeriaceae
Exons: 2
Coding region: 1-306 (101 amino acids)
Source: RefSeq, a predicted model, not a curated record
AUGGCUGCGCUCCGCUUCGACAUCCAGCGCGACGCCGACGACCUGGCGCGCCUUGAGUGGAAACUGCAUUAUAUCCGAAAUCGACAGGUUACUGUGCAUGUUGCCAGGAAGGCUUUGAAGGGGGGCGAGGGCCCUUUGCUUGUGGAUGAGUUGAUGGAGUGGGAGUGGAAGGGCCGCUGGGUGGGAGGGCCGAAGAAGUGCGAUUCUGGGGUAGUAGUGGAGGCGGUGGCAGAGGGUGGGCAGGGUCGGAAAGAGAAGGCAGAAGUUGGUGAAGUGGAGGAGGGAGGGGACGCGGGGCAAGAAUGA